This is a messenger RNA of Conger conger (European conger), 1752 nucleotides long. Its product is annotated as opsin-3-like. Gene Ontology annotation, biological process: G protein-coupled receptor signaling pathway; visual perception. Gene Ontology annotation, cellular component: membrane; photoreceptor outer segment. The transcript has 4 exons. Gene Ontology annotation, molecular function: G protein-coupled receptor activity. The record is from RefSeq and is a predicted model, not a curated record. NCBI's taxonomy places the organism in Eukaryota, Metazoa, Chordata, Actinopteri, Anguilliformes, Congridae. Bases 609 to 1748 code for a protein of 379 amino acids.
CGUGCCAAUAUAUUUUUUGUCGGUUCAAAAGUUACGCAUUUCACGUGGGUAGGCUAACAUGAAAUUUGGAAUACAGAGAAGUUGAAACGCAAAGUACUCGUAGGCUACUGAAAAAAAACAACAACAAAAAAAACGGCAAUAACAUGCACUCCUGUGGAUAUCAUACAGCAGAACAGCGAUACACGGAGUAGAACCACAUGUUUGUAAGUGUAGCCCACUCGCGCAACAGGGCUCGGUCGUUAGGGAGGCAUUCGACGCUGGCGAUAGUAGGAGUCGCGUUUCUUAUUUUCCAAAAUAAUGACAAAAACUCAAGACUGAGAACAAAAAAAUAUUUAUUGUCCAAUGUUUUGUUCGGAUUCUUUCAUCCGAUAACGAACUAGUGCUGAUAUAAGUUGUGUAUCUGGUCAUGCGUAAAACGGUUUGCAGAAGAAAGACGCGAUGUGUUUUCAAGGAAUUAUGUCUUCUUUGCGUGACUUUUACCGCGUAGGCUGCCGUUCGGGUAUUGUUCUGGACGAAGGUUCGGCUUGGUGCCGCGUUCCGUGUUUUCCCCUGACUGAACAAGUGCCGAUGAAGUAAAGAGCUUCAAGGAUUUGGGAAUACAGCGAACGAUGUUUUCUGAUGAGACAAAUCCCAACUACAGCGCCAACGCUACCGGGGGGGACCCCUUCGCUUCGCAGGGUCAGGAGAGGAACGGGACGUUCUCAAGGACCGGGUACAACGUGCUGUCCGUGUUUCUGGGAUGUAUCAUGGUUUUUGGGUUCCUGAACAACCUCAUCGUCCUGAUCCUGUUCUGCAAGUUCAAGACGUUGCGGACCCCAGUGAACAUGCUUCUCCUCAACAUCAGCGUCAGCGACAUGCUGGUGUGCCUGUUCGGCACGACCCUCAGCUUCGCGUCCAGCGUCCGCGGACAGUGGCUGGCCGGGGCACGCGGAUGCAUGUGGUACGGCUUCAUCAAUUCCUGCUUCGGAAUCGUGUCGGUGAUCUCGCUGGCCGUGCUCUCGUACGACCGCUACAGCACGCUGACCGUGUACAACAAGCAGGCCCCGGACUACCGCAAGCCGCUGCUGGCGGUGGGCGGCUCGUGGCUGUACUCCCUGCUGUGGACGGUGCCCCCCCUGCUGGGCUGGAGCAGCUACGGCCUGGAGGGCGCGGGCACGGGCUGCUCCGUGUCCUGGACGGAGCGCACGGCCAGCUCGCACUCCUACGUCAUCUGCCUCUUCGUCUUCUGCCUGGUGCUGCCCGUCAUGGUCAUGGUCUACUGCUACGGCCGGCUGCUCUACGCCGUCAAGCAGGUGGGAAAGAUCCGGAAGACGGCGGCCCGCAGGAGGGAGUACCACAUCCUGUUCAUGGUGAUCACCACGGUGGUGUGCUACGUGCUGUGCUGGACUCCGUACGGCGUGGUGGCGCUGAUGGCCACGUUCGGCCGCCCGGGCAUCGUCUCCCCCGUGGCCAGCGUGGUGCCCUCCCUGCUGGCCAAGAGCAGCACCGUCAUCAACCCCCUCAUCUACAUCCUCAUGAACAAGCAGUUCUACAGGUGUUUCCUCAUCCUGUUCCACUGUAAGAGGCGGUCGGUGGUGAACGAGAACUCCUCCAAGACGUCCAAGACCACGGUCAUGCACCUCACCCGCCGUAUCCACAACAACACGGUGUCCUGCACCGCCCAGAUCUCCAUCGGGGUCAACCACCACAACGGCAGCAACCCGGCAACAAAGGAGCCGCAGAUCCACCAAGUGCCGAAAUCCUCCUGAAACC